UUUCUUUAUAAGCAACCACCCUGAGCUGGAAAUGGCAGUCUGUAGUCUCUGCUGCCUUGCUGCGGACUCAGGAUGGAAAUCUGCAGGGGACGGUACAGUCACCUAAUCUCUCUCCUUCUCUUCCUUCUGUUUCAUUCAGAGGCAACCUGCCGCCCUCCUGGGAGAAGACCCUGCAAGAUGCAAGCCUUCAGAAUCUGGGAUAUUAACCAGAAGACUUUCUACCUGAGGAACAACCAACUCAUUGCCGGCUACUUACAAGGAUCAAAUACCAAAUUAGAAGAAAAGAUAGACAUGGUGACCACUGACCUUCACAAUGUGUUCUUGGGGAUCCAUGGGGGGAAGCUGUGCCUGUCCUGUGUCAAGUCUGGAGAUAAUAUCAAGCUCCAGUUGGAGGAAAUUAACAUCACCGAUCUGAGCAAGAACAAGGAACAAGACAAACGCUUCACCUUCAUCCGCUCAGAAGAAGGCCCCACCACCAGCUUUGAGUCAGCCGCCUGUCCAGGCUGGUUCCUCUGCACAGCACUAGAGGCUGACCGGCCUGUCAGCCUCACCAAUAAACCUGAAGAGUCCCUUACAGUCACGAAGUUCUACUUCCAAGAGGACCAAUAGUACUCCCCAGGCCUUCCCCCAUUCCCAGGCCAUCAAUGACUCCGUCAACUGCCUCUCCACUCUGGCCAUCACUGGGUCUGAAGAUCAACUUUUGCAGGGUGUACAGUAGCAGGGGGUAGAAGAGCCCUGAUAACAUAUUUCUGCCUUCACCCUGUUGGCUGACCCAGUCCCCAUGAUGCUUCCAGAAUGAUCUUUCAAAUUGGAUCAUGGCAGGCCCUUGCUGAAAACCCUUUCUCAUUGCCUCUGCCCUUUGAGUGAAUUCUAGACCACUUGCUUGGCCUAGGUGUCUUCUUCUCCCCAUACCUUCCUUUUCUUCCCUUGUUCUGCAGGUCCACAGCCCAGACCAAUCAACUCGCUUGACCACACCCCUGAAGUGGCUCCCUUACCCUGUUUUAUAGACUUCUGCUGGUCUGUGGAGAAGGUUUUUUAUUCUCCUUGCUGUCCAUUUGGUUUUUGGUGCUUGGAAUGAAGCCCACCAGGGCCUCAUGUAUACUAAGUAUGUGUCCUACCACCAACUAUGCUUCCAGCUCACAGGGAAGUUUCUAAGGAUCCAGAAAGCAGAAAUUAAGGAUCUCAUAGUUAUUUUAUUAGGCCAGCCUUAUUCCAUGUGGGGGAGAGUCCUUCUUGUGGAGGUGAUGUUCCUACAUUUGUGAAGUGAUGGUACACAUGGGGAAAUAGAUAAUAGGUUUUCCUCUUUUCCUUUUUUGCGUGAAGUCCUAAACUGAAAAAUUAAAAUUUAGUAGACUAUUUCAUCCCUAUAAUCCUUUUUUUCUUUCUCAUUUCUUUUUUUGGGGGGGGGAGGAGGAUUUCAAUAGUCUGAAUCCCUCUGUCCAGCCCAAAUACCAUCUCCACUCCAAACUCCCCCACAGCUGCCUGCAGAUGUGCCCCACCAUUGCUGUGAAAAUGUCUGUCAGGCCCCUCCUGCUGUGGUAAAUGAAUCUCCUGAUCAUUUCUUGACCAUGUUAGCACUUCUAACCUUGAACACUGGUGUGGAAGUAGCUAUGGCCUCUGUUUCCUCUGUGAGCUCCAGAGAGCAGGGAGCAGUGUGUGUGUGUGUGUGUGUGUGUGUGUGUGUGUGUGUGUGUGUGUGUGUGUACUGCUUUGGCUCAUGGCAGGCAAUGACUAUGUGUUAUAUGUGCUGGGUGGAAAGUUUCUUACUCCUUCCUGUGACUUUAGCUGUAUUUUACAAUAAAACACUGAAAAUGUC
Messenger RNA from Mesocricetus auratus (golden hamster), 1816 nucleotides. It is a transcript of the gene Il1rn, whose product is annotated as interleukin 1 receptor antagonist. NCBI's taxonomy places the organism in Eukaryota, Metazoa, Chordata, Mammalia, Rodentia, Cricetidae. Gene Ontology annotation, biological process: negative regulation of interleukin-1-mediated signaling pathway; inflammatory response to antigenic stimulus. The record is from RefSeq and is a predicted model, not a curated record. Bases 73 to 609 code for a protein of 178 amino acids. The transcript is spliced from 4 exons. Gene Ontology annotation, molecular function: interleukin-1 receptor binding; interleukin-1 receptor antagonist activity; cytokine activity.